Molecule: messenger RNA, 1128 nt
Organism: Sporothrix brasiliensis 5110
Lineage: Eukaryota; Fungi; Ascomycota; Sordariomycetes; Ophiostomatales; Ophiostomataceae
Exons: 1
Coding region: 1-1128 (375 amino acids)
Source: RefSeq, a predicted model, not a curated record
AUGGACCAAAUUUGGCCCGUCGCCUCAACAUUGGCCCGUCAUGGCUUGACCUGCGUCCUUGCCCCGGCGUUCCCCGUCUGGCUCCUGCUCGCGCACAACACGUUGCUGCUGGACUGCACGUUGUACUGGGGGGGCCGUUUUGUGCUGCGAGUGCAGUGGGCCGGCCAGUGGGUCAGAUGGGCUGGUUCCGCCGUCGAGGCCAGCCGCCACGGCCUGCCUCUGCCCCCACCACCGCCGCCGUGGUCGUCCGGUGUGCCCCGAGGGCGCCGGCUCUGCUCCAACGGCGACCACUCCAAUUUUGAAGAGACGCGGAUUGUGGUGGGCGAGCACUUCCAGCGCAUCCUGGGGACGAUGCUGAUGGCUGCUGUGUUGGCGGCCACGCUGUCGUGGAUUCUCCCUCCAGCGCCGCGUCUGGCCCUGUCUUCGUCACCAUCGUCAUCCUCUGACCUCUCCCGUCACACUAACCCUUCCGUACAGAGUAACGUAUUGCCCGACCCGUGGGUAGGUGCCGACUUUAUCCAUGGCGGUGCUGUUGUCGAGCAGAACAACAACGAUAUCGCCGACACCAACAUCGACACCGACACCGACACCGACACCGACACCACCAUCGACACCAACACGGCCCUCCUGCCCCGCCGUCACUACCGCCGCCCGCCAAGCCAGUUUGCCCACGGCGCCGAUCCCCGCGUGUGGAUUCGUCGGGACGUUCCGGGGGGCGCCGAUGUCCGGGAUGUUGUCGUCCGCGGUGCGUCGCCCGCUUCGGCACAAAGGAACAAGCACCUGCCGCCCCUCGGUGCGUCUGGAUUUGCCGCCGCCCGCAAAGCCGCCCGCAAAGCCCAGCAGACCGCCGCCGACCAGUGGGUCCUCGCGCUGUGGCAGCGCCUGAUGGACGAAAACAGAGUGGCCAAGGGCCUGUCGGUGGGGACGCUCCACGGCGACGACGACGGCAGCGAACUGGCUCUCGCACGGUCGGCCUUUGGGCUGGGGUGCGCGGCGUGCGGCGACGGGUCGGCGGUCUUUGUGGAUGUGGACACGCUGUUUGACGACGUGGUGCGGCGACAUCGACCAGACGACGACCGGUUCGACUACGAGAACCCGCACGAUCGGGAUGGCGACGCAUCUUGGUAA